UUGUGCCUGGACGGGUAGGUAUUAUCACAUUUUGGCCGUGAAGCAGUAAUGCGUUUCGGUUUGAAGGGUGGGACAGCCGUUAAGCUGUAUGUUAGGUCUCCAUUGGAGGCGCUCGUGUAGCAGAUAGCAAAUCACGCCCCAUAAGCAUCCAAAGACCUAGUUUUUGGAUUUCUCGGGACCCUGAUUCCUUACAGCGUAACAUAAAUACUAAAACUUAACACUAUUUUCCACAGUGCGAAUAACAUUCCUAGCAACAAUCAUGGCGCUCUCCCUAAAAAUGUCAACAACUUUGAAAUGGCCAGAUCCAAAGCACGAUGACGUCAUGUUCAUCGGGAACCCGAUAGAAUCGAAUAUGCCAAGUCAUUGGUUGCCUAAAAGCAUAGUAAAGAAAAUCAUUGAAAUGCGUGUAUCAAAAGAUGAAAACAAUUACAAACCUAGCAGAAUGACGUGGAACAUAAAAACAACAUUGCCUAAUCGAAAUUACAAAAAGAAAUCGUUGAUGUUUAUCAUAAAAUCAACUUCUAGUUUCAAGAAAGAUAUCACGACUCAAAUAUCAGUUACCAGUACAACAAAACAUAUUGGCGGCAUAACCGAAGACAAUACUUUUAGGACACCUGGAUUUACACAGGAUAUCACACAAAAUAUUGAAGAUCUUUCAACGCACGCUACAGAGGUUAAUCUUUUAUACCCCACACCUGUGACUGAAUCUGCUGAUUUGAAUUCUAACACUACUCUGCCCUUAGUUUCAACAUCUAAAACCGAUUAUUCGAGUGAUAGUGGAACAUCAUCGAUUUCUUCUCACACUCCGAUAGAUUCUGGCACAACUAAAGCCAUGGAAAUGUCACAAGAAAUCACAACAUCGUUAUUACCUACCGUUCAAAUAUUAGACAAGUCUUCUAACGAUUUGACAAUGUCUUUAACUUCUGAUUUAGUAACGGAAGCAUCCAUAGAAAAGUCUACCAUAGAUCGAACCGAUUUAACUGAAAACCAAGCGUCCGAUCUAUCCCCUAAAGUAACAAAAGUAGCUUCAGAAUCAAGUCUAUCUUCUCCAGCUGAAAAUACGUCAACAACAACAUCUACUAAUUUGGCGGCCGAUACUUCUACAUUACCGCUUACUAUUGCUAAUUUGCCUAGUAAACCAACAUUGAGCAGCCCAUCAACAAUUAGUUCUGAGUCAGAAAUGACAGAAUCAUCUUUAACUAAAACAUUAUUAACUACUACAUCUCCAAGCGAAACUACAAUAUCUGCUUCAUCAAAUACCAUAAUUAAUACAGCUGCGUCGAAGAAGGAAUCUGACGGAAAUCCAUUCUAUUAA
Bombyx mandarina (wild silkworm) is the source of this 1315-nucleotide messenger RNA. RefSeq lists its product as uncharacterized. The record is from RefSeq and is a predicted model, not a curated record. NCBI's taxonomy places the organism in Eukaryota, Metazoa, Arthropoda, Insecta, Lepidoptera, Bombycidae.